UGUAAACAAUAUGGAGGAAGACGUUAAGAAAUGAACCGGCAAAACAGCGAAGACUUUCUUCAUGUGGCGUACCGAAACGUCUACAUAAUUAUGCAUCAAGUAAACAUUUGAUAUAUAUGAAAAUCUUGGACUCAUGGAAACUGACUGACUUUGUGUUUCGUUGCAUUGACAAGGGAAGAGAAAGUAUGUUAUGAAACUAACAGUGCAUGAGAGUUGACAAUAUUUGACAUUACUGUACAGUGGUUGACUGCUGACAAUUCGAAAGGUAAAAAUGGCUCUACGGGCAAAGAGUCGUGCGCAGACAGGCCGGGAGAGACAUGCCUUUACAAUUAAUGUGAGACUGUAUACUGGAGAAAUAUUUCCCCUAAAAAGUAUAAGUGGUGACAUGAAAAUAUCGGACUUGAAGCAAUAUAUGGAAUUUGCUACAGGAAUACCAAUCCAUAUGCAAAGGAUUAGUUAUUUAGAUGAUGGUGACCUACUUGACAGAUCUGACAUACGUUCCAAUGACAUAGUUCCAAAUGCAACAUUGAAUUUAAAUGUCUGGCCGAUGUGGAAAGAACUGAUAGAUGCAGCAUCAUCAAAUGAUGCAGAUUGGGUGUUCAGUUUAGGUGUCACAAAUCCAACGACAUAUAAAACACCGCAGAGUGAUUACAUGACAAAACGAGCCAGAAAGAUCUGGUUAGAGGAGCGGGCCUUUCUGGCACUGUUCAUAGCAGCUCACAGAGGUCAUGACAAACUAGUUCAACAAUUAAUUGAUUGUGGUGCUGAUGUAAAUGCCUGCACUCCUUUAGGGAGAACAGCCCUCCAUGUGGCUGCUGCUCAGGGGCGUGGACAUAUAGUGGACGUUCUUCUUGAAAAAGGUGCAGACAUUGAUGCUGAAGAUGAAGAUGGUGCGACUGCUUUGUCUAUAGCAGCAAAGUUUGGUCAUAAAAGUUGUGAACGCCAUUUGUUCUUAUUUCGGUGGCAAGAGCGUGCAAAGCGCAUUCAGAAAAGUGAUGAUCCUGAUCGAAUGGCUCAUCAGUAUUUUGACUCGGCUUUUCCUGUGUGGCUGAAGGGAGGACAGUGUCAGCUUUAUUACACUAACAUUCUACCACCAGGUGAAUUCGAGGGCACUGGUCUCUGUUCACCUCUAAAACGACCAGUCAGUUCCUCUCCACAUAGGAAUGGUUUCUAUAGGAAUGGUACCGAUGAAGACUUUGAGAUAGAUAUUGAUGGAGAUUACAUUCAAAAGGGGGGGAUGAGGCUGCCUGCAAUACGUGAAGAACGAGCCAAAAAGACCGGAAAGAAAAAGAUCACCUUCCGUGAAUGGCUUGGCAAAAAGACAUCUGUAGAGCAAAAAGUGAUAGAUGCCAGAAAGAAAGAAGAAGACAAGAAGAGAUUAGAGGAAGAAGAUCAAAGCCGUAUUGAAAAAGAUUUGGAGAAGCGCAUGGAAGCAGAGAAGAGUCAGUCAUAUGAGACAUGGCUGGCACAGCGAGAGAAGGAGAAGAAUACAUCUGAUAACCUACCUCCCCGACCGAACAAAGAACCUGCUCCUCCCGUAAAAGUAGACAAGGGACCCGGCUACCUACGAUCGUACCUGAGGUCCCUUGGUAAGACGAAGACGGGUGACACUUAUGAGGACUGGCUUAAUCUCAAAGAGAAGGAUAUAGGAAUGGGGAAAAGUACCGGCAGACCCAACUCGAAAAUGCCGGUGUCAUCAUAUUAGAAUUUCAAUAAUAAUUCGAAUUUCUUCUUUAAUCGACCACUGUCAAAUGUCCCCAAUAAAGCUGACGAGCACUUCUACCCAGGCAGUUUGUUUGAUAAAGGAAGUGACAAGCAUUUUGGUCUGUACGAGCGAUAGGAAUAUUUCAAAAACUUUUCUAGUCAUUAAAAGAGACGUUGGUCAUACUUGUUUUGUUUGUUUAAUAUUGGCCAUUUUUGAACAAACAAAUGUGGAAAUAAAUACCCCGCAUGAAGACUCGCGAGUUUUAUCCAACUGACAAUGCACGAACGCCUAGGCUUAGUCUAACACAAGCAUCGGGAUAAGCUGUUAGGAAUUUAUCGGAUUUUUUUUUUAUAUGUAGAUGAUAUUAGAAAGGAGUUCCGACUGUGAAAUAUUGAACAAAAUUGUGAAAAUAUCAUGUAUCAAGGUUGGUGUUCCCUAGUCUUCGGUUUGGAAGAUUACAUACACUGUAUAGUCCUUUUGGUAGAUCUAGUAUCAGGAACCGCUCUGUGAAAAUAUCUCUGAAUCUGUCACUAUCAAUAGGUUGGAAUGAUGAAGACAUGCUUUUCACCUUCAAUUAUGGAAAUAAUGAAAAAUUGUCUGUUUAAGUUAAACUCUUUUCUUGUCUGAUGACUUGCUAUGUGUAUCUUUUUUUUAUAUCUCACCUGUUAUUCUUCUGUGAUAUUAUAUACAUGUCCACACACCUGAAUUGGUAGUGUAUUUUAUAGUAUCACUAAUUGGACGAUACGGACAUUCUAUGACGAUUUGAAAUAUCUUGAUUUAUCCUUUGUAUGUUUAAUUAUAUCACUUCGAUGAACUAGUCAUAUUGUUUUCUUAUUUCUAUCUCCCAUAUUUAUUCUACAUUUGAUGUUCUUUGUCUUUAGGUGUAAGCCCCUGUUUUCUAAGAUUUUAUUUUUUUAAAGAACUGCCAUCAGUGACACGGUCAUUCCUGUAAUAUAUAUAUAAUGUGUGUGAAUGUAAUUUAAUGUGAAUAAUAUGUCGUGUAGUAUCACAUUACCUUCAUUAUGUCAACUGUUGAUCUGUAUUUUUGAUGCCAAUUAAUGUGGCAAGUAGUAGGUUUUUAGUAUAGAAACAUGAAUAUUAAACAUAUAAAUAUGUUAGGUUCCCAAUUCGACAGAUAAAACUAUUCAUAAUAAAGGAGUAAUGCAUGACAAACGAAGUAAGAAGUAUAUAUUUUUAUAUGAAUAUUGUAGCUUCAUAAAUUUAUUUUCAAUUUCACAUGAAGGAAAGAGAAAUUGCUAUGGAAUAUAUUCCCGUAAUAAUAAUAUGCAAGUCUAUCUCCACGGUAAUGUGAGGACUGAUUGCUCAUGUUAUAAUACGUAAUGGCCCUGUAAUUAUUUGUAUGGAAACUAAUCAAUUUCCCCGUUUUCAAUAUACAUGUAUAUGUGUGUAGAACAAAGACUAUAGAUUUCCUGUUUGUCCUUAGAUGGCGAUGUCUUUUUGUGUCCUCUGUGUCCUUUCUGUGUAGGUCUAAAUUCGUGCGUUCUUGUUGAUGUAAUCUUAUAAGAUAUUGUCUGUACAUACAUAGCUGCAUUGUGUUUGAUAAGUAUAUAGAUCUGAUUAUGUAAAGCUGAUAUGUACAUGUUUAUAUAGCAACAUCAGUCUGAUUGACCUGAUUGGAUGGAGAAUGUUCAUUGCUAUAUAUAUAUGUAUACCGAGACAUAUGUUAGUACAGUAAACAUAUCGGCAAUAUGUUUGACGUCUCAUUACGUAAAGUUGACCACUUUAUGUCACAGUAUUGUUAUCAAAAAUAGAUUGUUAAAUUAUCUUACUUUUAUAACCAUAUGCUUAUUUAUUAAAUGCAUCAAAUUAG
Molecule: messenger RNA, 3536 nt
Organism: Pecten maximus
Lineage: Eukaryota; Metazoa; Mollusca; Bivalvia; Pectinida; Pectinidae
Exons: 10
Coding region: 272-1705 (477 amino acids)
Molecular function (GO): protein binding
Source: RefSeq, a predicted model, not a curated record